GGGGCUCGGGGAGGGCUCGGGGGCUGCUGGGGCUCACGGAGAGGCUUUGCUCCUGCCACAGACACUGAGUGGGUCCGGCACGUGCUGGGCAGCUCUGCCCUGGGCUGCGCUGGUGAUUAGCACUGCAGUGUUAAUUACAGACGAGCUGCAGCCACCAUCUGCCACCGGGACCCACCUACAUUUCUCCCCAUUUUUUCUCUUUGCACAUCUCAGGGCGGUUUGCAAGGUCCCCCUGCAGCAAGGAGCCCCCGGCACGGGGCCGCUCCACCACCACCGUGCGCCCAAACCUCUCCGAGGCUUCCCCUUGUGCCGGCAUCCCCCGGGCUCACGGAGGAACCUGUGGCCAGCGCCACCGAGAAGUUGUGCAGCCCGGUUAAUUCUGGGCUGGCGGCUGUGGGCUGCUGGUGCCUGCAUCCCUCGCCACGUCCUGAGCAGGGCAGGGUGGUGGCAGAGCCCCCGUCCCCCCGCUGCCCCUGGCUGUUACUUAACAGCACGGCAAUAAUUCCCCGCCUGGCUUUGGGGGCAGGUGGGAUUAGCGCCGUCCACAGGCCCCUAAUCCAGAUCAGGGGAGGAAGACCCGGAGCUCUCAGGGGCUUUCAGGAAUCGGCGCCGCCGCAGCGUGGCACGGGGCCCUGGAGGGCAGGCUGGGACAAGGCAUGGAACCUUUUUGUGAUCAGGGAACGGGAGAAAGGCAUCACCGGGGUCAGGCAGAGGGCUGGCUCCCCUCCUCGUGGUGCCCCGGCCAGCGGGGUGAGCGCGGGGAUGGACGUGGCCAGUCGGGACCCCGAGCACCGUGCUGGAGGAGGGUGCCCAGGACCUUUGCCACCGGGAAGGUCACAGUUCACGUGUCCCCUGCCCUUGGCAGAAAUAGUUCCUGCUAAUCUGCAAGCUAAGCAGCUCUCCUGCGUGCAAUUAACAGGGAUCACCAGUCCCAGCCCCGCUCAGCACGUGCCGGCACCUAAAGCCGGGCUGGGUGCGGGAGCGUGGCAUCUCCUAAACCAGCUGGUCUCACCCACCGGCAUUUUUUGGGGUCCCCCCAGCAGGGUUUAGGAGUUAGGGAGCCCCCAGAGCCGGAGGUGCCAUCCCCGUGGGCACGUUGGCCAUGGGGUGAAUCGACCAGGCAGCCCCUUCCCUCCCCUCCGCCACCGAACCCGGGGCUGUCCCGGCUCCACGUGGGCUGGGAGCGGUGCUGGGGUGAUGCCGGGGGGAGCGGGCACCCCUGCCCUCCCCCUGCCCUCCCCCUGCCCGCCUCAAUCAGCAUCACCCUGCCCCUAAGCCCCGCCAAGCCCCGUAAGCUGCUUUCUCGGGGCUCCAGCCACAGCCGUAUUGAUGGCCCCACUCUUACUCGCGGAGCGUCUCCCCGGUUAAUCAAUUAAUAGGAUUCCAGCCCCAAAAUACCUGUCCCCCCCACACACACGACUCAUCUCCAGCCAGGCAGGAGCCGGGGGAGGGCUGGGGCAGGUAUAAGAGGCUGCAGGACAGGGAGCAGCCGGGGAGAAGGAGGAGAGGAGGAGAGCAGCACCCAGCCCAGGUCCGAGCCGCGCGGCACCCGACUUAAAAUGGCAGAUGGAGCAAAGGUGUUCAAGAAGACGAGCCCCAACGGGAAGCUCUCCAUCUACCUGGGGAAGAGGGACUUCGUGGACCACGUGGAGUCCGUGGACUCUGUGGAUGGCGUCUGCCUGAUCGACCCGGAGUACCUGAAGGACAGAAAAGUUUAUGUGACGCUGACUUGCGCCUUCCGCUACGGCCGGGACGACCUCGAUGUUAUCGGGCUGACCUUCAGGAAGGACCUCUACGUCCUGACCACGCAGAUCUUCCCGCCGGUGCCCGACCAGGUGCCCAAAACCCUCACCCCUCUGCAGGAGAAGCUGAUGAAGAAGCUCGGCGAGAACGCGUACCCCUUCACCUUCGAGGUUGCCACCAACUUGCCCUGCUCGGUCACCCUCCAGCCGGGACCAGACGAUGUGGGGAAGGCCUGCGGCGUGGACUUCGAGGUGAAAGGGUUUUGUGCUGAAAACCUGGAGGAGAAGAUCCACAAGAGGAACUCGGUGCGCCUGAUCAUCCGCAAGAUCCAGUUUGCACCCAUGAAAACGGGCCCCGCGCCCAAAGCGGAGACCACCCGGCAGUUCAUGAUGUCUGACAAACCCCUGCACCUCGAGGCCUCCCUGGACAGGGAGAUCUACUACCACGGAGACCCCAUCAACGUGACUGUCAACAUCAACAACACCACCAACAAGAUUGUGAAGAAAAUUAAGAUCUCAGUGGAUCAGAUCACGGACGUGGUUCUCUACUCGCUGGAUAAAUACACGAAGACCGUCUGCAUGGAGGAGAUCAACGAGAACGUGGCGGCCAACUCCACCUUCUCCAAAACCUACUCCGUCACCCCCACGCUCUCGGCUAACCGCGAGAAGCGAGGCCUGGCUCUGGAUGGCAAGCUCAAGCAUGAGGACACCAACCUGGCCUCCACCACCAUCCUGAGGCCCGGCAUGGACAAGGAGGUGCUGGGGAUCCUGGUGUCCUACAAAGUGAAGGUCAACCUGGUGGUGUCCCGAGGAGGCAUCCUGGGGGAUCUCACUUCCAGCGACGUUGGCGUUGAGCUGCCCGUCAUCCUGAUGCACCCGAAGCCUGCGGAUGACAAGCCAAGGAGCGAGGAGGACAUCGUCAUCGAGGAGUUCGCCCGGCAGCGCCUCAAGGGCGAGCGGGACGACGACGAGGACAAGGAGGAGGCGGACAAGGAGGAGAGCUGAACGCCCGCCGCCAUCUUGGGACCCCCCCCCAGCCGCCAUCUUGGGACCCCCCCCGCCAUGGCGGCCCCCUCCCCGCUGUGGCCACGCCCCCGCCGCCAUCUUGGCCCCUCCCGCCCCCACAUGUGGCCAC
Messenger RNA from Anas platyrhynchos (mallard), 2877 nucleotides. NCBI's taxonomy places the organism in Eukaryota, Metazoa, Chordata, Aves, Anseriformes, Anatidae. The record is from RefSeq and is a predicted model, not a curated record.